CAAUUGCAAUGAAUGACUAUCGAAAUAUGGACAUGGCGACGUGUAAAUUGACUCAUUUUUCUAAAAUUUGAGUGAAUUUGUAAAUUUUCAGCUGUGAACAAGGAAGAUUUCUAAUUAGUCCAUUAGUACCAGGCGAUAAUAUUUUAGAGUUGGCUCAGUGAAUCUCUGAGUUGUUUGAAGAAUACGGAAAUACGAAAAAAUUAUGAAUUACAAUCACUCAGGAGCACGCAGGGGAAAACCAAAAAGAAUCGUAGACCCAUCAGUAGGCACAUCUCCUUCAUUUUCCCAGCUGCCACAUAAGCCUUAUGUAUAUAGUCAACAGGUCAGUGCAAACAAUGGUCUACCAGAAUAUGGCUUUAACAUGCCUGAAUCAUCCGGAGCAACAACGUAUGGUUUCAAUCCAUCGACCCCAUCGUUAUCAUCGCAAAGACAAAGUUCUCUCCAGUCACCAUAUCCCCCUCCCAAUUUACCGUCACCAGAUACUGGAUUCUCUGGACCUCAAUUUGCGACACAACUUCUCAAUGAGCCCCUUGUAACAAAUAUGGCUAUGAAGUAUGGAGAUGCACUUGUUGGAACUGGCAAACAGCAAUUUGAAAAAUAUGUUCCCAUUACCGCACUCAAAUACUACUUUGCUGUUGACACUGAUUAUGUUUUUGUAAAAUUAGCACUCCUGAUUUUUCCAUUCACCCAAAAAGAUUGGUCGGUGAAAUACGAGCAAGAUGUUCCCCUUCAACCGCGUUAUGAAAAAAAUGCUCCUGACAUGUAUAUUCCAACUAUGGCAUUUUUGACGUACGUGGUGAUGGCAGGAUUCUCUCUUGGAACACAAGAACGUUUCAGUCCAGAGCAACUUGGAGUAAUUGCCAGUUCAGCAUUAGCUUGGGGUUUAAUAGAGCUUCUCGUCCACACCAUAACACUUUACGUUAUGAAUCUUGAAACAAGUCUACGGACUUUCGAUCUAGUAGCAUAUUGUGGCUACAAAUACGUUGGAAUCAAUGCUGCUUUAUUAUUAUCACUAAUAUUUCGCCGAUUUGGUUAUUACAUUGUCCUUAUAUACUACAGCAUAUCACUAGCAUUUUUCCUCAUAAGAUCUCUUAAACUACGAGUCAUACCCGAGGGACACACAUCAUAUACUGCAACUGGUAAUAAACGAAGACUCUACUUUAUUCUGUUUGUUGCAUCGCUUCAACCUUUUCUCAUGUGGUGGCUAUCCUAUCAUCUCAUUCAGUGAGACAUUAAUUUUUUUAUUUGUUUUCUUUAUCUCUUCCUAAUUUGUAAAAUCUCAUUCAAAAUAACGGUAUGUCACAAAAGCUUGUGACAAAAGAUAAAAAUUAUAUGUAAUAAUUUAUGAAAACAAAAAAUAUGAAAACAUUAAAAUAUCGACUGUCGACUAUUGUGCAUUUUUGUAAAAUAAAAAUAUUGAAAAUGAAAAAUGAA
Diachasmimorpha longicaudata is the source of this 1434-nucleotide messenger RNA. It is a transcript of the gene Yif1, whose product is annotated as Yip1-interacting factor 1. Gene Ontology annotation, cellular component: COPII-coated ER to Golgi transport vesicle; endoplasmic reticulum-Golgi intermediate compartment; Golgi membrane. The record is from RefSeq and is a predicted model, not a curated record. Bases 203 to 1228 code for a protein of 341 amino acids. The transcript is spliced from 4 exons. Gene Ontology annotation, biological process: endoplasmic reticulum to Golgi vesicle-mediated transport. Lineage: Eukaryota; Metazoa; Arthropoda; Insecta; Hymenoptera; Braconidae.